AGUACACACAAAAAAAUAUUACGGUAAUGACAAAAGUAACUUACUUUUGAAUUAAAAAGUUGUUAAAAUUUGCUACAUUAAAAGUUUUUUUCUUGUUUUGAAAAUGAAAACUUUUACUGCUACAGUUCUUGAAAAUCUCAUUGCUCACUGAUUUAAAAGUUUUUACUUUUAAUUCGACUGUAAAAUUUCUUUCAUUUUGACGUUCUCGUGUAAACGUGUACGCCUAAGUCGCAAAUGUAAACAAACACUUUGGUGGGUCCGGUGGUGCUGGUGAGUCUAGGACGCAAAGCAAAGCCGACCGCGGCAGCAGCCAGGACUCGGACGCGGAAACCUUCGUGAGCCAAACAGCAGCAGCGGAACGCCUUCGAAGGAGAGUGGUGCAGAAGCGGGACGAGGUCGAGUGCUCGAAAAGGACAAGGCCAGCUUCUUGCAGGAACUGCAGCUGUUCCACGACCGGAAUGCGAUGAGAGGUAGGAAUGUGGAUUCGCACCGGUUGUAUUGGGUGGUGGUGGCCCGGGAUUGGUGGUUGAAGGUCAAUUCGCGUGAGGACUGGGGUGAGAUCAUCGAGGAGAUGGCGCUGCCGAAGCGUUGCGUGAACAACGAGAUUGCGUUGAAGAAGAUUAACUUCCGGUUUUUGGACAAGUACGCGAAAGUUUAUUUUCACGAAGGGCCUCCGAUGAAGAGGAUGACGACGAAAAGCUACAUAAUCGGAGGUGGGCAGCGCAGAUGUUGCACUCGGUGCCGGCGGUUUACAGCACCGCAACUUCCCGCCCACAAACACUCACGUCGCGACGGCGCAGCUUCAGCCGAAUGAAUCUGGACAGUGAGCCAAAAAAAAUCUGUGUCAUUCUCGAAGUAGGAUUACGUGCUCC
Molecule: messenger RNA, 872 nt
Organism: Culex pipiens pallens (northern house mosquito)
Lineage: Eukaryota; Metazoa; Arthropoda; Insecta; Diptera; Culicidae
Product: AT-rich interactive domain-containing protein 2-like
Exons: 3
Coding region: 464-814 (116 amino acids)
Cellular component (GO): SWI/SNF superfamily-type complex
Molecular function (GO): DNA binding
Source: RefSeq, a predicted model, not a curated record